This is a messenger RNA of Cyprinus carpio (common carp), 1679 nucleotides long. RefSeq names its product heme-binding protein 2-like. Lineage: Eukaryota; Metazoa; Chordata; Actinopteri; Cypriniformes; Cyprinidae. The record is from RefSeq and is a predicted model, not a curated record. Gene Ontology annotation, cellular component: cytoplasm.
ACAACAUUUUUCAUUUUGCAGUGCAAUGGCGAGGACUCUGCUUUCCGCUUCGUGUCUCCUGAUUGGACUGGUAUGUUUCCCAAGUACAGAAUGUUGGGAAGCACCUUGGUUCUGUCAUGGAUAUGAGUGUCCCGUGUAUACUGUGGUACAACAGUAUGAGGGAUUUGAGGAGCGUAACUACGAAGUGAGCCAUUGGAUUACAACAGAUGUUGCGAGUACCAGUGAGAGUGAUUUAAAGGAUGGAUUUUGGAAACUGUAUUAUUUCAAUCAUGGUCAAAACAGUGAAAAUAAGGAGAUUGCUAUGAGCAGGCCUGUGCUGGUCUCAGUGAAGGAAGCUGAUGGUACGGGGGAGCAACAGGUGUCCAUUUCCGUCUUUCAGUCUGACACGGACAUUCCUGAGCCCAAUGAUAAUACCAUCAGAAAAACAGUCAUACAAGGCGGUACUGUCUACAUCAGGUCGUUUGGUGGUUUUGCAUCUGAUGAAGAUGCCUUGGAAAAUGUGCAGCAGCUUAGGGAGGACCUCAGAGCUGCAGGAAAGGUGUUUGUUGAAAACAGGUUUGAUGCAGCUGGAUAUGAUGCACCAUGGGAUUUGUUCAACAGGCACAAUGAAGUUUGGGUUCGUGCACUCUGAGGACUCGCAGAUCAAGAAAGUUCUGUUCCUCAUUCCUAUGGUGUAACGUCUUUUUACUUUGAAGUUCCAGUCUAUUGAAGAUUUUCAUGUAAAUCAUAUGACGGAUUAAUAGUUUAGUGUUCAUGUUUCUGUCUUAACCACUGGAUUAAUGUUUCAUUUUGUGCAAUACAAAUGUGGAAGUACUUUGAAGUUGCUUGACAGGGUUAUAAACUGGUUUUAGGAAUGUUAUGACUAUCAUCUACCUCUGAAGGUUCAGAUAGAUUCCAACUGAAAAUGCAGUAAAAUCUACUGAAAUCUAAUAGCUUUAACAACAAAAAAUUUGACCUCUUUAUUCAAAAAAAAUUGUUGUUCUUUUUCAUUAUACAUUCUAUGGAAGUCAUUCUAUUUUUCAAUCUAAAACAUUCUAUGAAAUGAAUUCACACACUUUUAUCAACUGAUCAAAUGAUUGAAAGCUGCAUAAAAUUAAUGGAUUCCAAUAAGAAGAAGAUAAAUAUUAAACCCUAGAAAAGACACAGAAACCUGAUACACAAAAUACAGCAAGCUUCCAAAAUACAAAGGAGAAACAGAUUUAGGAAUGAUCUGAAUGGGAAUAAUGUGAUUUUUAGGUUAUCAGGUUUCUCAUCAGCUUUUGUUCAUGUUACAAGAAGCUUCGCCCACUAAACUGGUCAAGCUAGUGAUUUAAAGCUUCCCUUAAGCCAGUGGUUUUCAAACCGGUCCUGCAAGCACCCCUAGCACCUCGCAUUUUGUAUGUCUCCUUAUAUCUGUCUCACUCAUUUCAGGUCUUGCAGUCUCUACUAAUGAGCUGAUGAGUUGAAUCAGGUGUAUUAGAUAAGGGAGACAGAAAAUGUGCAGUGCGGGGGGUGCUUGCAGGACCGGUUUGAAAACUACUGCCUUAAGCUGUUAAUGAAACUAUUUGAUUAAAAUAGCACAACAUUAAGUAAUAGAUACUAAAGAAAUGUGAAGUUGAAUGUGAAUCUUCCAGCUUGUGAAUCUUCCAACUUGUCAUUCCAGUUUGAAUCUGUAAUAAAGCAUGUGACUUCAGACAAUG